AAUUCAGUGUAAAACUGAAUUCAAAAUAAACAUAAAAUAAGGUUAUGAGUUAUGAGCACCACCACAAAACAUUCACUUAAGUUGGUAUGAGUUCUAAAUCUAAUCACGAUGUGAUAACUAAUCGUAUUUCAAAUUCGAUGUUUUAAAUGGCUGCCGAUAACUCAUCAUUUGAUUACUAAUCGCUCUUUUAUAUAUCAUUCAGCAGAAAAUCAUAAAUCGAUUGCUUCUGCUGAAUGCGGCCAUUGUAUUUAUAUAUGUAUUAUUCAAAUCGCGCGGGGAUAUUACAGAAGAAUUUACUCUAUUGGUCCCGAUUUUCUAAAUGCGCCAUAAUACACCUUGUUAUGUACAUCAUGACUUACAAGAAAAAAAGAAAUUUGAAAAACGCUACUAGGUAAUAUGACGACGUUAUGUGAUAUUUAUGAUCCGUCAGUGUUUUCUGUCAUAUGAAUUUUUGUUUCCAAAUCAUUUUUGAAUAAUGCAUAAAUUUACUAUUAGAAAUGACUCGAACUUCUAACGAGAACCGUCCUAAUGCGAACAACAAUGAAAAUCACGAUACUCAAAAAAAUAAAUCCAAUAAUCAGCCCCCUAAAUACAAACCAGGUAGGGUAACUAGAAAUCCAUUCCUUAAUUUUUUGCGUGACGUUAGAAGAAAUGCAUACGGCCUUACUCUUUAUGAAAUAGCAACGAAAGGUGCAGAUAUGUGGAGAAAAAUGGACGCUAAAGACAAGCAACCUUACUGUGAACAAGCUAAAAUGGCACCCUAUAGAAGAAGAAGAAUGCGAAAAAGGAGAGCAUACAGAUCUUACAGUAGAUCUACUAGUCGUGCUAGAAAGAAAACUAAAAGGAGUCGAUCGCGAUAUUAAUUUGAUUGUCUUGAUUUUAUUUUUUACGUGAG
This is a messenger RNA of Psylliodes chrysocephalus, 895 nucleotides long. The record is from the annotation of a GenBank genome assembly. Lineage: Eukaryota; Metazoa; Arthropoda; Insecta; Coleoptera; Chrysomelidae.